CAGGAACAAUCGAGCAUGCUUUGCAAAUUUUGGCGCAAGUUACUGCACUAGAGGAAGAAAUCCAGCCUAAAAUUUGUACAUUUGGAUUUGUCCUAACACAAAAAUGUCUCAGAAGUCAACGCAAAAGUUGGUUACUGAUUUUAAGGAGAAAUACAAGAAGGAGGCAGAGAAGCUUGUCAACGAUGUAUUCCCAAACAAAAUGAUAGAGUUGGAUGAACUUUUCAGGUCUAAAAAACUAAGCCUGUCGCGGACGUCAGAUGUUUGCUCAGACCUGAAGAUUCCAGUCCCUGAUCCCAUACUUUUCACUGGAGACAGUGCCAUGCCACAUCCUAGUAAAAAGAGGAAAGCAGACAGCAAUUCUAUAGACGAUAUUUCAGGUACCAAGGUGAUGAUUCUACCGAACGGUCCCGUACCAACAAACCAACAACUCCAGGACCUAGUGAACCUGCUCAAGCCUUACAUACAGGAGUUGGUAGAUCAUGCUAAUAUGGUGAAAAUGUGGAUUUCUUUUCUCAUUCCUAAAAUAGAAGAUGGAAACAACUUUGGAGUCUCAAUUCAGGAGGACACGAUGGCAGAAGCCCGACAGAUUGAAACAGAGGCUGCGUCCUACCUAGAUCAGAUUUCACGAUAUUUUAUCACACGAGGCAAGCUAGUGUCCAAGGUUGCCAAAUAUCCACACAUAGACGAUUACAGACAGUCCGUCCGAGAAGUGGAUGAGAAAGAAUUUAUCAGCCUGCGCCUUAUCUGCUGUGAAUUACGGAACCAUUAUGCAAGCCUUCACGACUUGAUCCACAAAAAUAUUGACAAGAUAAAGAAGCCCAGGUCUGCCAAUGCUGAGAAUCUUUAUUAAAAUGCUCUGUUCUGAUUGGCUAAGGACAUCAUCUGACCUCUUCUUGGAAACCAAUCAUUCAAAAACUGGAAGAAUUUAAACUGACCAUUACAACUUUUAGCAUUUCAAUGUUUUAACAGUAAAUAAUACCUGACCAAGAAAAAAAAAACAUAAAAAAUAAAAAAAAUCAAUAAAUACAAGAACAGAAAACAAAAGAUAAGAAAGACAGUGUUUUAGCUGUAAAGCUUUUAUCUGUACCUUUAUAAACAAUUACUUUAUUGUAAAAUGGACAUAAAUGUUUUUUGUCUUGAUGUGUAUAUACAUGUAUGCUCAGUAAAGUGGCAGUG
Liolophura sinensis is the source of this 1176-nucleotide messenger RNA. Its product is annotated as proteasome activator complex subunit 3-like. Gene Ontology annotation, biological process: regulation of proteasomal protein catabolic process; positive regulation of endopeptidase activity; regulation of G1/S transition of mitotic cell cycle. Gene Ontology annotation, molecular function: endopeptidase activator activity. NCBI's taxonomy places the organism in Eukaryota, Metazoa, Mollusca, Polyplacophora, Chitonida, Chitonidae. The transcript is spliced from 10 exons. The record is from RefSeq and is a predicted model, not a curated record. Gene Ontology annotation, cellular component: proteasome activator complex; cytoplasm; nucleoplasm. Bases 104 to 850 code for a protein of 248 amino acids.